Molecule: messenger RNA, 861 nt
Organism: Purpureocillium lilacinum
Lineage: Eukaryota; Fungi; Ascomycota; Sordariomycetes; Hypocreales; Ophiocordycipitaceae
Source: RefSeq, a predicted model, not a curated record
AUGUCCAAGUCUGUCCUCCGCCAGGCAACAAUCAAGCCGCACCGGUCCAGCGCCCGCGGGCACGCGGACCACGGCUGGCUCAACACAUACCACAGCUUCUCCUUUGCCAGCUGGUACAACCCGGACUUCAAUCAGUUUGGCAGCCUGCGGGUCCUCAAUGAGGACCGCGUCAAGGCCAACUCGGGCUUCCCGACGCACCCGCAUCGCGACUUUGAGAUCUUCAGCUACAUCUUGUCUGGCGAGCUGACGCACCGCGACUCCAUGCUCGCCAAGGGCAAGGAGGGCGGUCAGUCGGACAAGUUCUACCGCAUGCACCGCGGCGACGUGCAGUUCACGACGGGCGGCACGGGUGUCGCGCACUCAGAGUUCAACGAGCACAAGACGGACCCGGUGCACUUUUUGCAGAUCUGGGCUAUUCCCUGGAAGCGCGGCCUGGCGCCGCGGUAUCACACCAGGCACUUUGAGGAGGAGGACAAGAGGAAGGACUUCGUGACGAUCCUGAGCCCGCUCAAGGGCGGCGAGGACGCCACCACCCAGCAGGAGAAGGACGCCGAGCCGACCGUCCCGGGCUCGAUCCCCAUCCACGCCGACUUCGCCAUGGGGGCGGGGCUCAUCGCACCGAGCACCAGCUUCGAGUGGACGGUCGGCGCCAAGGCGACGCAGGCGCCCAAGCGCAAGGUCUACGUGCACCUGUGCAUGACGAAGAAUGGCAAGGCAAAGAUUCGCCUGGAUGGCCGCGAGGAUGCUGAGCUUGCCGAGGGUGACGGCGCCUUCAUCGAGGGGGUGAACCCCGGUGACAAGCUGGCGGUGGAAAGCAUUGGAGAGGCAGAGGCCGAGGUCAUCGUCUUGGACACGGCGUAA